This is a messenger RNA of Manihot esculenta (cassava), 1168 nucleotides long. Its product is annotated as putative aminoacrylate hydrolase RutD. Lineage: Eukaryota; Viridiplantae; Streptophyta; Magnoliopsida; Malpighiales; Euphorbiaceae. The record is from RefSeq and is a predicted model, not a curated record. Bases 48 to 1016 code for a protein of 322 amino acids. Gene Ontology annotation, molecular function: catalytic activity. The transcript is spliced from 4 exons.
UUUCUCAGUUUCUGCAUACCCCCGUGAACCAAACACAGUGCUAAGAGAUGGUGAACCUCGUAGCAGCUCAGAAGCCCAUGUUGAAUUGGCUAAUGAAAAUGGCAGGAGUGGAACCUCACGCGGUGGACAUCGAGCCAGGCACAGUCAUGAACUUCUGGGUUCCAGUUGAGGCCGUUAAGAAACAGAAACCCAGGAAAGGUGAGAAAACCAUUAACACUCAAACCUCCUUGCAUUUGCAUAAACCAACCAAACCUGUAGUGGUUCUAGUCCAUGGCUUUGCUGCAGAGGGUAUAGUCACUUGGCAGUUCCAAGUUGGUGCCUUAACCAAAAAAUACUCGGUUUAUAUCCCUGACCUUCUCUUCUUCGGUGGCUCCAUCACCAAUAAAACCGACCGUUCACCAACUUUUCAAGCAGAAACAUUGGUGAAGGGUCUGAAGAAGUUGGGAGUGGACAAGUGUACAGCGGUGGGGUUUAGCUAUGGUGGUAUGGUGGCAUUUAAGAUGGCUGAGUUGUACCCUGAGUUGGUUCAAGCCAUGGUUGUGUCUGGCUCGAUCUUGGCCAUGACCGACUCAAUCAGCAAUGCUACAUUGAGUAGUCUUGGGUUCAAAUCUUCAUCAGAGCUUUUGUUGCCAACUUCUGUUAAGGGUCUUAAAGCUCUUCUUUCGGUUGCUACUUACAAGAAGCUUUGGUUCCCAAAUCGGCUUCACAAGGACUUCCUCGAGGUGAUGUUCGCCAACAGGGAAGAGAGAGCUGAACUCCUCGAGGGAUUAAUAAUCAGCAACAAAGACCCCACCAUCCCCAGAUUUUCUCAAAAGAUACAUCUCCUAUGGGGUGAGGAUGACCAAAUCUUCAAGCUCCAACUCGCACACAACAUGAAAGAGCAACUGGGAGAAAAUGCAACAUUUCAGGGAAUAAAGAAGGCAGGUCACCUGGUUCACCUAGAGCGACCAUGUGUCUACAAUCGUCGUCUUAAACAAUUCCUUGCUUCCCUGCAAGGCGUUGAAGUACAUAAUUGAAAACUCGGCCUUCAUCUUUCAACCUAUCCUUCUUGUAUUUGCAGUCUGCACCUUAUUAUGUUACUAUUUCAUUCAUAAUUUUUAUUACUUCCCAUCUCCGUGGGGAGAAACAAUACCAUUAAAUGUAUUGAAUACCUCUAUUUCUGUUUCUC